Paramuricea clavata is the source of this 362-nucleotide messenger RNA. The record is from the annotation of a GenBank genome assembly. NCBI's taxonomy places the organism in Eukaryota, Metazoa, Cnidaria, Anthozoa, Malacalcyonacea, Plexauridae.
AUGGCGAAAAUUGUUUUUGACAUCCGAAUUGCGGAUAAGAUAGAAAAGGUGUACGACGAUCUCGACACGAAUGUUCCAACAGGUAUCAGUGUUUUCCAGGCUGCAAUGGACGAAAUUCCUGACGGCUGCUAUAUUAUUGGCCAGGUUGCAGUUUGUCAAACCAACGCAGAAGAUGUGCCCGUAUCAUCCGUAAUUCUGGUGAAGCCUUCGCAUCCCGACCUCAUAAGGCAUCCAGUGAAUUACCAUCAGGAAUGGAAUGAUAAGGGCUCUGGAGGAGCGAAGAAUGGUUCAUUUUGGAGAGUCAACACCCCGAAUGGCUACGUGGCAUUGGGCGACGUUGUCACAAACAGCUACUUGCAACC